UGCGCUUUUUUGAAUUGUCUUUCUCUUCUACGCUUAGCCGCACGUGUAGACGCUGCCGUCUUGCUUAUCAUCUCAUAAAACUAAUAGGUUAGAAUAGCACAAUGCCGUCGGACGCAAAAAAAAGGGCGCAACAAAAGAAAAAAGAUCAGGCGAACAAUAGAAACAAAAAGCCUGUGGAGAGAGUGACUAAUUCGGAGACGAAUGGAGCAACCAACGGCACGGGGAAAGAGGACCGUGAGCUCACCGCUGAAGAGGCAUUAUGUCUGAAGUUAGAAGCAGAAGCAAAGAUGAACUCGGAGGCCAGAUCAUGCACUGGGUCCCUGGCAGUUCAUCCUCGUUCAAGAGACAUAAAAAUAGCAAAUUUUUCCAUCACCUUCUAUGGCAGCGAAUUGCUUCAAGAUACUUUAUUGGAAUUGAAUUGCGGCCGUAGAUAUGGCCUUGUGGGCUUGAAUGGAUGUGGCAAGUCUUCGUUAUUGGCGGUGCUCGGACGUCGGGAGGUGCCUAUUCCAGACCACAUCGACAUUUUUCACUUAACCCGAGAAAUGCCUGCAUCCGAUAAAACAGCGUUAGAGUGCGUUAUGGAGGUUGACGAAGAGCGCGUGAAAUUGGAGAAAUUAGCCGAAGAACUGGCCCAGUGUGAUGAUGAUGAUGCGCAAGAACAGUUGCUAGACGUGUAUGACCGUCUGGACGACUUGAGUGCCGACACGGCUGAAGCUAGAGCGGCCCACAUAUUGCAUGGUCUCGGUUUCUCAAAGGAGAUGCAGCAGAAAGCCACUAAAGAUUUUUCUGGAGGUUGGCGCAUGCGUAUAGCUUUGGCGCGUGCGUUGUACGUGAAACCACAUUUGUUACUUCUCGACGAACCGACCAACCAUCUGGACCUCGACGCCUGCGUGUGGUUAGAGGAAGAACUCAAACAGUACAAGAGAAUUUUGGUGCUAAUAUCGCACUCUCAGGAUUUCCUGAACGGAGUGUGUACGAACAUCGUCCAUAUGAGCAAGCGGCGGCUUAAAUACUACACAGGGAAUUACGAGGCCUUUGUGCGUACGCGGAUGGAGUUGCUGGAGAACCAAAUGAAGCAGUACAACUGGGAGCAGGAUCAGAUCGCACAUAUGAAGAACUACAUAGCCAGAUUCGGUCACGGAUCUGCCAAGCUCGCCCGUCAGGCUCAAUCGAAGGAGAAGACCCUCGCAAAAAUGGUUGCACAGGGGCUCACGGAGAAAGUGGUCGAUGACAAGAUACUCAACUUCUAUUUCCCCUCUUGCGGGAAAGUGCCACCGCCUGUGAUUAUGGUGCAGAACGUAGCAUUUAGGUAUUCAGACGAUGGGCCUUGGAUUUACAAGAAUUUAGAGUUUGGUAUUGAUCUAGACACCCGGCUCGCCCUGGUGGGGCCAAAUGGUGCUGGUAAAUCCACACUGCUUAAACUGCUUUAUGGAGAUCUGGUGCCUUCGACGGGAAUGAUCCGCAAGAACUCCCACUUGAGGAUUGGGCGCUACCACCAGCACUUACAUGAACUUUUGGACCUGGACCUGUCGCCGUUGGACUAUAUGCUUAAGGAGUUCCCUGAGGUCCGCGAGCGCGAAGAGAUGAGGAAAAUCAUCGGUCGAUACGGGCUUACCGGCCGGCAGCAGGUUUGUCCGAUGCGCCAGCUGUCGGACGGGCAGCGUUGUCGCGUGGUGUUCGCGUGGCUUGCUUGGCAGACACCCCACCUGCUGCUAAUGGACGAACCCACUAACCAUCUUGACAUGGAGACCAUAGACGCGCUGGGAGAUGCCAUCAACGACUUCGACGGCGGCAUCGUUCUCGUUAGCCACGACUUCAGACUCAUCAACCAGGUGGCUCAAGAAAUAUGGAUCUGUGAAAAUGGUGCCGUGACAAAAUGGCAAGGUGGAAUUCUCAAAUACAAGGAUCAUCUUAAAUCGAAGAUCUUAAAGGAGAAUGCCGAUAAUGCCGCUAAAUUUCGUAAAUAGGGAAAAUUAACACCGUAGGUAACCAUCAAUAUGGAAUAACUGGACAUUGUUUUAGACUGCAUGUCUAUUAUUGACCGAAGCACUCAUCAUAAAAAACGCUCCGUUUUUCUGGCAGUUUACACAGAAAUCUAAAUAGUAAAGAGGUAAUGGGAAUAAAAUUGAAAUGUUUCUGUGCCAUUCGCACCUAGUGAUGUUUGUGAUGAUCACCUGUGCUUUUAUUCGUCAAUAAUUCAUGGACUAUUUUAAUUUUUUUUAUUCCUCUCAGCGGAAAUCAAAAAAAAGUCACCGGAAUCUGUGAGGUCAAAAGCUGAUCAUUAGUAGAACAUUGACUGGACAAAAUAAACAAAGCGCUAUGAAUCGUAAAACAAAAAUUGUACAUAAAUUAUUGGCAACUAUCUCCAAUGAUAACAAAAAUAGAUAAAGAAACUCAAUUCAGCAGAACUCAGAAUAUAAUUUUUUGCACUAAAGAUCACGGUUACCGCAUUUAAAUAAGAAAACAAAAACAACAUAAUGAAUGCAGGCAUAUUUUCCAAAUUGGUGAGCUAAAAACAGUAAUCUAAUUCACAACAUACCAAUGUUAUUUUUAUAAGUAUUGAUUUCCAUUUAAUAUAUAUGUAUAAAUUUUUUCCUUAUUUAGUAUAAUGAUUUUCCGAAUUUUUAAACAAUGGAUAAAUAAGUUAUUUAUAAAUCACAUAAAAAAUACCGCGUACUAUCUCGUUAAUAACUGUCAUUAAGAUUAAGAAAAAGAUUUUUCAACAGAAACUCAAUUAAUAAUGAUUUAUUUACGGUUGAUUUCGUACAUAGUCAAUUUUGCUAAAUAUGAUCUUGAAGGCUCAAUAAAAAGUAAGCUGACAUUUAAGUAUUACGGACAUUGUUGACAGAGGAAAUAAUUCGUACAAGAUCACAUGCCUCCGUUGAUUUUACAAGAUGCUCGUACAGUGACAUAAUUUACGGUAUACUCUAUGACACAAUAAUAUUAACUUUGCGAAACGAAAAGCAUUAUGUGACGUUAUUGGUGCAUGUAAAGGACUGUAAUUUUGAGUCAUAAACUCUGGUUAUGAGUUACAAUUGAAAUGCAAUCGUGAAAUAACAACGAUUUUGCAGUCGCUUCAAACAUGUAUACCUCUGCACGGCUAGCAUGGCCAGGUGACAUAUUUCUCUCCGAGAGUAGAAAUGAAAAAACAAAAUUUUAUCUUCUCCCACAGCUUUAUUAACUGUCCGAAAAUAGGCGCACGUGUGGAAAUAAUAUGCAAAUAAUAUUAGUGUAGUUAUAAUAAAUAAUAAAGUCAGGGGAUAUAAUUUGUAUCUCCUGUCUAACUAAGCUAGCUGUGCUCAAAGAAAGUCGUAUUUAUAAAUUAAAUACUGCCCGAUAAUCUGAAUUCCAUUUGAGAUCGAUUAUGUUCCUUUGAGAAUACAUUUUUCAAAUCAAUGUACCAUCAUGAAUGUCACGUUACCUCCAACUUAUUUAUCAUAUUUUUAAUUAUUUAUUUAUUAUAAUUUUCUUAUAUUCACUUUAUUUUGUGUUUAUCGUUCAUACACAUUGUUCUGAAAUUAAUACUUAUAUGUAUUAUUUUAAACCGACUUCAAAAAGGAGGAAGAUCUCAAUUUGUCGGAAUAUUUCUUAUGAUAUAUAUAACUAUUAUUUCUACAUAAAUAAUCAAUAUUUAUAAAUGAAAUCAAUGUAAUUAACGCUUAGAUAAAUAAAGAUAACGUUGCCUCAGAUGAUAGGUUACCGAGGUUGACCGGAAUAAAAAGAUAUGACUAUUGCCAUGUUUUCUGUGACUCAACAUGCCGCAGUUAGAUGUCAAGUGACCUUCAUUCAUAUUCUCCAUGGCAUAGUUUUACAUAGAGAAGGAUUUUGGCUGCUAGGAUUUGAAGAAUUUAGCCAUUGCUGAAUACCCUUCAGAAUGUAUUUUCAGUAGUUCCUGUUUCAACUUACCGAUCUUUUCGGCACAGACAAAAACUAAAAUUUCCCUAAAGAGAGCGUCUCCCUCACUGCUUUAUUUUCUUUCACGUGAGGCUCUUAAAUCCGUUCUAAAGAACUUAAUCUUUAAAAUAGCGCCUAUGUUAUUUUUAUGUCUUCCGAUGGCGAUGUGUUCGUCGCUCGCUUUAUGACUUUAAAUAUUCAGUGUAGACCUCUUCGUCAAAAAAAGGGGCAGACGUUUUAUAUCUACCGAAAAUGCAUGGGUUAUGUGUGCUUGAAACACCUCAAAAACCGUAUUUUGAGGAGCCUAUAUACACAUUUUGGCUUGUGCAUGCCAUGGAGAGUCACACGCGAGUGGACUACCCUACUCAGGCCAUCUUGUUCGGUUUGAGUCCACACAUAAGGUGACCGUCAAAAAAGAUAUACUCAACUGUUAUAAACUUUUACUUUGACGCCUGACAAGACCUUUUACAGUUUUUUUGUCAACGCUUCGUAAACAGCUUUUAUUAAUAAUUUUAAGUUUUGUUCCCAUCCCAUUAACAAUUAUGGUUUAGAUUUCUGUGUCAAUUUAAUUGUAUGGAUAGAGCCACGUAUUCACUAGUUUGCAAAUGUUCCAGGUAAAAAUGUUUAAUAUAGAUCUCUUACAUACUUUUGAAACCAAUGCAGCAGGGGACUUUCCGUCCACAUCAAUUUAGUCGUAGAGAAAAUGUAUACUUUUGAAUACAUGGCUUAAAUCAAUGGAUAUCACCCUUCUAUUCAAAUGCCUUAAAGUUUUAUUAUAUUGGUUGUUGAUUAAAUUUAGAGAUUUUAUACAAUCUCUAUUCGAAGACUAAAAGCAAUAUAAUAUGAAAUUGUUCAUUUUUAGAUCAAUUGCAUAGCCUUAUUUACUUAUACAACUUGUCAUUGUUACGUUUUAGUGCAAUAAAGAAGGUACUUAUGAUCCUGCAAUAAAGUAAUCCUUGUACUUUAUGUUAAAAGUCAAAGCAAACGUUCAUUGAUUUCUGCUGGUUGCUUUGAUCUUAAGUAUAAUACAAUGGGUAAGGUGCUCUCUUAAAUACAGGUUAUUUUAACUUUAACAUUAAGUACAUCAAUGUGGUGAAGUGGAAAUGCUUUGUAUAAUUUAGGAUGAUAAUUUUGACAGCUCACAGUUGGGAUGAGGUAUUGUUUAAUCGUUAAUGAACGAUUUUUAUCAUUUAACGUGGAAUCUAUAGUUUCAUGGCAAUGCUGUAUGGUCUGAAACAGAGAGAGAAACAGUUUGUUAACUAACAAAAAACUAUAGCAUACAUAUAUAUACGUAGCAAAUAUCAUUAUUAUUUUUUAUUAUGUUCGAUCAUUUUAUUUUAAAACGCUAGAUUUACUUUAUUAAUGAACCAACGAAAAACAUAGGGAAAUAAUAAUUACAAACACAAACUAAAAAUAAUAUUUACAAUAAAUAUAAGCCGUCUAACUGUACACAUAUGGGCUUGGUACCCAAAAUGCUGGCGCUAUUGCCCCUUUGAAUUGCUAGACUUAGUCGUUGGGCUAUAUAAUCGCCAGCUCUUGUGUCACCAGACAUAAGGACCAAUUUUUGGGACACGAUGUUGAUAAAUUUUUUGUGUCCGAAGACCAUGGGCCCAGAGUCUCAAACCCAAGCGCCGCAAAAACGUAGUCAUUACAAAUAACGGAGCAUUUACGGCGCUUAAGCAUUUGAGCAGAUUCGGCAGCUACUGCCGCUUUUUGGGAAGUACUCGGCAAGUGAGAAGCUGCCAACGUAUCAACGCAGGUUGCAUCUCACACCAGCGCACGCCUCAUCGACCACGGUACUAUAGUCAUACCGUCUGGUCAUACCGUCUCUUGCCAUCAUCCCCGGACAAACCGGCAGGUUCCAAUUGUGCAGGAAUAGACGGACUAUAUCAUUGAUAGCGCCGUGACGAUACAAACGACCAGCACUUCGAUUACAACUGCGCCCACGGUGACCCAAUUGAUCCACACGAUAGACAGUAGUUGUGCGUUAUGCGCGGAAUCAACCUUGUUAAGUGGGCGGUAACCAACCUUGAAGUACGACAUUAUCUGUAUGUUACCGGAAAAACUAAGAAACUUUACAGGCGGGUUUGGUCAAUAUUAUUAUCCUAAAUUAGACAAAGCAUACCUAGGGUAGACUAUUCGCACUGGGUGGCACCCAAUAUGAAUCAUUCCUAAAUCUGAUUGUUCUGAGCACUGGAUAAAACUAGUAUUUGGAAUAAGUGUUCUUUAAAGGUGCUUAUUAUUAUAUACGGAAUAUAUUUACGCCAAUACUAAAGUUUCAGUCACAAAGCCAAAAUAGUCGCUUGUCACUUGGCGUUACUUUCGGCCAUGGGGCGACGCCAUUGAAACCUGCAAUGGGUGACGCCAUCCAAAUGCGCCUUGGUGUAAACCUAGCUACGCCACUGCAUCAAUGAGAGCUACAACAAGAGCAAAACAUCGAAGUUCAUUUAAGCAAUGUAAUGUGUAAUUAAGAUGUUACAACUUUGUAGUUAAUACUUAUUCUUACUUUGUAUCGUUGUUUGGUUUUUUAACCAUUAGUUAUCAUAUUAAUGAAUGUAACAAAAUGUAACAUGUAUGAGAAAAAGGUGGUGGGAGGAACUUCUGUUUGAGGGUAGAACAGGUAUAUAUAAUUUCUGAAUUCGCUCUGGACUGGUCUAGUUUUCUCAGCGGCUAUUUAAAAUCCUAUCGUCCUUCAAUACCCUAAUUUUACGAUUUGUACGCUAGCAAUCGAAGUAGUUUUAGUCUUAUAUCCUUUACAUCUGAUUUAUGUUUUCCAAACGUUCCGCUCGGAAAACUUUUUGCGGAAAUUUGUAUAAACUAGAGCCUUAAAAUAAGGUGGAUUUUAUUCUAACACUGUAUAAGUGUAAGCUUUUGGAAGCGGCACUACGAUUGCGAGCGUUCAAAUGUUAAACUAAGUAGGUAUAAAGGAGUAAUGCCGCUUAGAAUGAAAUUUUAUUUCCAUGGCGACAUAUUAUCGGUUCAGUACUACUCUUCCAUGAUCAUGUUUUCAACCAAGACUGCAUCGUCGCUUCCCGUCAUAUUUUAUUAGUCUUGGUCAAAUUAACUUUUUUAUUUAUACUCUUUAUUUUUUUUAUUUUCUUUUAGUUUUAUAGAAAUAAUGUAUUUUUACUACCAAAAAGUUAGAGCUUUCAUGCCUGAAAUAAAAAUUGUUAUUAUUAUUAUUUUUGACAAGAACAAAAUAGGAUUAGGAUAAUAUGAGGAACUCUGUAGAUGGUGCAUUUUUUUAAGUAACCUACAUUGUAAUAUCCACAUAUUUAAUAAUGUCGUGUGGUUACCACAAUUGCCUUUCAUUUUAUUUAGUAGUCUUAUUAUAUUUAUAAAGAAAAGUUGACCAAGGGACAGGAGCGACACUGCAGUCAAGCGCUUACUUGUCAAGAAAACCGUUAAAUAGAAGUACUUCAUGUACACGCACAUGUACACUUUGUGUCAAUUGUUGCAUAAUAGAAAAACGUACCUACGCGAUAAGGCGUGACGUAUUCAUUGAAAAUUAUCCGCCUACAACCUCUUAAUACAAUUACAAUCAAUAUAAAAUUAUCGCAUGAAGGCUGCGCGUACGUUGGUUACUAUCUUAGAUACUCAAAAGAGUAGGUUUUAUAAAUGAAUUACUGAUAGGAAUUCGAUUGCUUUUUCUAUCAGGGGAUUACUCGUAGCAGUGGCCUGCACAGGGUCUUUGACCAGAGUAUAAUAAGGAAAAUAACAUAAAAUGGAAAAGUCCUUCGCCUUUGUGAGUUAUACAAACAUUUUAGCGUAGGCAGUGCUUUAGUGCAUGUAUAAAGUGCACGCCACUGACACAUAGUCUGCAUUAAAAUUUGCGUUCCAAUUUCUCUUUUACGCCUAAAAAUAUAUCUUACGCAACGGAAGUAUGAAAUGAAGUUGGAGAAAAUCGAAUUUUCAACAACAUUAGUCUAUACAAAUUUUCUUGCAAACUAAAUGAUAUCGAAAAUAAUUCCCCUAUAAAUUAAAAAUGGCUACAUCUCGUCGAUUAUUUUAAUUGAGAUUACCAGCGUCAUUCAUAGUUCGAGCAAAACUCCUGUCAGUAAUUUACGUAAUUUACCUAUUUAGCCUCGGCGGGGGAAAAAUCAUUAGCUCAAUUGAAGGUUUCCAACGGGUAGCUGCAGUUAAACUUUUUGCGGCCCAUUAUACAAUUUUGCUCUAUACAUCUUAUUUCGUUGAUGCGCCAUUCCUUUAGUGCGUCUUAUUUGUGAUUGUUGUUCGCGCGCUGCACACCCAACCUGAAUUGACGAGUCCUGGUCGACUCGUACUGCAACUCUUGCGGCAAUGUACAAUCAACCCAAUAGUAUGAAAGUUAAUAUCAAUACACGCAUAGACAACAAAAAUAGGUUGUGCAAAGCAAAUAGACUCCAAAUAGCUUAAUUUAGACUAAGCUUUGUUGAAAUUAACUAUAACGUAGAUAUACUAGAUUUCCUUAUGCCUUAUAACUGCAAAUUAUUCUGAAAUUUACCACAAGUAUUUUAUGCUUUGAAUAUAAAGUUUUGUAAUGCGU
This is a messenger RNA of Pararge aegeria (speckled wood butterfly), 8419 nucleotides long. RefSeq names its product ATP-binding cassette sub-family F member 2. The record is from RefSeq and is a predicted model, not a curated record. The transcript has 13 exons. NCBI's taxonomy places the organism in Eukaryota, Metazoa, Arthropoda, Insecta, Lepidoptera, Nymphalidae. The coding region runs from base 102 to 1967 and encodes 621 amino acids. Gene Ontology annotation, molecular function: ATP binding; ATP hydrolysis activity.